AGCCGCCUCGGCGGGGCGAGGGCGCGCCCGCGCCCGCCCGCAGGGGAGGCCCCGCGCGCCCUCGAGUGGGGGGGCGCGGGCGGCGGGCUCCGCGGCCACGGGGCGCGCGGGAUGUCCUUCGCGGCCUCCUCGCGCGCGGACGCGGAGAGGCGGGGCGGCCGGCAGCCGGCCCGGGGCUGCGCGAGCCUCGAGACCUCCGCGCGGAGCAGCACGAGCAUCCUGGACAUCCUUGAUUUCAGCGCGCUCGGAGAGGAGGACCCCUCCCUCGCGGAUGGGCACCGGGCCGUCUACGACCGCGAGGUGCCCUUCGAGCUGCGCGUGCAGGACGCCGGGGUGAGGCCCGACGAGGCGGGCACGCUGGACGCUAUGAGGUGCAAGAUACUGCUUCUCGGCGAGGAGCACGACCCAGAGAACAUCCGGAUCGAGAUCACCAGCAAGAACGACAUCUUCUUCCACUACGCCCAUAGCGUUGAUGCCCACGGCUUCCGCUCGAUGCAAGACCAGCAGAAGCUGAUGAUCGAGUUCCCCGACUACCUCUCGGUCCUGAUCAGAAUGCUGAACAGCUGCAUCAUGGACCCGCACGUGUACCUGGCGGUCCUCGCCAUGCGGCAGGACGGGAGCGCUCGCCUCGACUUUGUCCAGAACCUGGAGUACAAGUUUAUCGAGCUGCUCUCCUGCGACUUCCUGGCGUCCUCCGAGGAGAUGGUGCGGCAGCAGGUGACCUUCCAGUACAACAGCAUGAGCAGAAGACUGGAGGCGAUGAAGACUCACCUUCAGGACAUCAGCGAGCUUGUCAAGGUGAAGAAUCCGUCCCUGCUGCUGCAGCUGAAGCGGGCGGCGCGGCCCAGAGCAGGCGCGGCCCGCUGAGGUGGGCGGCAGCUGCGCAAGAGCCUGCGCAAGAGCCAGCGAGACGCACGCGCUGCACGCGCGAGCGCGCGGCGGUGGCGGCAGCUGACGCGUGCCGCCGCCGGCGCGUCAACCAGUCGCGAAUCGUCCUGGUCUCGACUAGACGUAAGAGUAACCUUUCGGUCAUUCUUGCGUGUAGCCGAUGGUCUGCCCACAGGCCCAUUCCCAGGCCUCCCAAGUGUCGGGGCGGCCAAGACUGGGGUUGUGAUGCCUUCUGCGAACCCCCUCCCGUGCACGAACGCCCGAUCGAGCCGCGGGCGUCCAAGGCCGCCGCCGCGCGCCGGCGCGCGCCGACGCGCGCGGGGCGGGCUGGGCGGUGCCGUCCGC
This is a messenger RNA of Prorocentrum cordatum, 1233 nucleotides long. The record is from the annotation of a GenBank genome assembly. NCBI's taxonomy places the organism in Eukaryota, Dinophyceae, Prorocentrales, Prorocentraceae.